Molecule: messenger RNA, 2661 nt
Organism: Marchantia polymorpha subsp. ruderalis
Lineage: Eukaryota; Viridiplantae; Streptophyta; Marchantiopsida; Marchantiales; Marchantiaceae
Source: the annotation of a GenBank genome assembly
GCAACCAAACCCGAAGGAAAAGCAACCUCGUCGAGGCCCGAAGCUCCCCGCAGACAGAUCCGAAUUUUCAAAUUCAGGAGCGUGAGCAGCAUAAUUCCGGCACCUCCAUCCGUCCAUCCGCGCGCUGCCGAGGGACGGGAGUUCGACGCAACGAGGCCGACUAUGGAGGAGGAUGGCGCGUGCGGGGCUGCCACCGCGGGAGCUGGAGGCGAGAGCAACGGGCUCGGAGUUUGAAAUCGCCGGGGCGUUCUUGCGGGCGAAUUGCUGGGGAAUUGGCAGGCGGAGUCUGCAUGGAGCUGCACGAUGCGAUCGGGAGGGAGAUUUUGAGGAACGAGUUGGGGCGGAUCGGUGGAGCGGACGGGAAGAUCGGAGGUGAUUUGGGUGGCAUGAGGCGCAGAUUCUUUGGUGGAAUUGGGGCAGCUCGUCUUUGUGGAGAGCCGGUGGUGGAGAUGCUCCAUGCGCGCGCCGGAUAGGCGAUGGCAUUGCGCUGGUUCGACCAAGCGGGGCAAGUGUUAUCGAGGUUGAACGAUGGCACGCGCUGGUCGCUCGCGCUUGAAGCUCGGUGGACUGCCCGCUCUGUCCACAGUCGCACUGGUGUGCGGUUCCGCUCUGUUGGUUUUGGCUCUGCUUUCCAUCGUCGGGAGUCGCUUGCUUGACGUGGAGAGUUUACAUUAUCGCUUGGGAGGACCCCCGUUUAAUGUUGCCGAGUUUAGAAGUUCUUCGCAUGUAGUACCAGCUCAGGUGCGGCAUUGCUCUUCCAUCUGGUUAUGACAUCGGAUCAUCUUGUGGAUCUGCAGUGGUGUCAUUUACUCCUCUCAAUCUUACCGUUUCGGAAUUAAAGAACUCUCAGAAACGUGAAAGAACCACCAAAUGGAGCUGGGAUCUUUGGGCAUUAGAUGAGAAUGUGGACACUUUGCAGACCUAAAAGAAUUUUAAGUGGCAAAGAAUGUUGUACAUAUUUAUCCAAGUUUUCGACACGCAAGUAAGAAAGAAGCCUGUUGCCACUCAUGAUGAGCUGCCAGAACUGAAGGAUGUGCCGAGAGAAGCAGACCCAACUAUACAAAAUGUUUGGAAGCCACAGUACGCCGAAUUCUACUAUGGCUGCAGUGAUCCUAGCGACUCCUAUAUUUCCCUUUCCAACAUCGAACAAAAUGGAUAUAUCAUGAUUGACGCCAGUGGUGGCUUGAACCAACAGAGAACUGGGAUUACGGAUUCAGUAGUCGUAGCUCGGAUUCUGAAUGCAACACUAGUUGUACCAGUGCUCGACCACAAGUCAUUCUGGCAUGAUCCUAGUAAUUUUAGUGACAUAUUCGAUGUCGAAAAGUUCAUAUCGACACUUGUACCAGAUGUGCCGAUCUUAAAGAAAUUGCCGCGGAACAUUGAAAAGAGUUCUUCUCCUUAUCCCAUGCGCAUACCAAGGAAAGCUACUCCAAUUUAUUACGAAAACAGAGUGCUGCCAAAAUUGCUCAGCAGACAAGUGUUACGAUUGACGAAGUUUGACUACAGGCUCUCAAAUCGGCUAGAGCAAGACUUGCAAAAGCUGAGAUGUCGUGUCAAUUACAAAGCCCUGCAUUUUACCCAACCCAUUAUAAAGAUGGGUCAAAUUCUUGUCGAACGGAUGCGGCGUCUCGGUGGUCGAUAUAUUGCACUUCAUCUCAGAUAUGAACCAGACAUGCUGGCAUUUUCUGGGUGCUAUUAUGGUGGAGGCGACAAGGAAAGGAAAGAGCUGGGUGCUAUUCGAAGACGCUGGAAGACACUACAUACAAAGAAUCCUGACAAGGAGCGAAGGAAUGGCAAAUGUCCUCUCACUCCGACGGAGGUGGGCCUCAUGCUGAGGGCUUUGGGUUUCGGAGAAGACUGCCACCUGUACGUCGCUUCCGGUGAUGUGUAUGGUGGUGAGGCUACUUUAGCCCCACUAAAAGCACUUUUUCCAAAUUACUACACUAAGGAGACGCUUGCUACCAAAGAUGAGUUAGCUCCUUUCCAGGGUUACUCUUCUCGUAUGGCGGCGAUCGACUAUACUGUUUGCGACGAAAGUGAUGCUUUUGUUGCCAAUAACAAUGGAAAUAUGGCUCGCAUACUGGCCGGACACAGGCGUUACAAUGGACACAAGCGUACGAUCCGUCCAAAUCCCAAGAAAUUGUCUCCGCUUUUCCUUACAAGGGAGGCCCUAGGUUGGGAGCAGUUUGCUCUGAAGGUGCGUCACCAUCAAAAGGGUUUUAUGGGAGAUCCUAAUGAAGUGCGUCCAGGCAGGGGUGAAUUCCAUGAAAAUCCUGCUGCUUGUAUUUGUGAGAAACCUAACAGCCCGUUACAUAAGCCUGCUUUUGAAAAGCUUACCCUUAAGAAACAAGACAAACCAGAGUCCAAAGAAGACAUAGAUGCCGAAGAUGAUCUUGACUCCGAUAGCGAGGAUGUAGGAAUAGAUACAGAGGACGAUCUAGUGAGAACUGAAUUUGUUGGACAGGAGGUAUUGGAUGCCGGAACAGAAGAAGCGCGAUUGGAAGAUUCAGAGGUUGAGGAAAUUCCAACCCUGUCAGAUUAGCAAUUUUUCUCUUCUAACCAUAAUGUGUAUAGUCGACUCGUCAAGGAUGUUUCUGAGUAUUUUUUUUGGUUUCCUUCAACCUGUAGUAAAAUAUCAUUUGUUGAAUGUAAGCAUUAUCG